This is a messenger RNA of Ectocarpus siliculosus, 1536 nucleotides long. The record is from the annotation of a GenBank genome assembly. NCBI's taxonomy places the organism in Eukaryota, Phaeophyceae, Ectocarpales, Ectocarpaceae.
AUGGAGCAGCCGCCGAACAUCACACCGGCAAGUCCUGCUCCGUUCUCUACCGCGGCGCCCGCUCAGGUCUUGGACGGCCAACAAGACAAUAGUCAAAUUGACGUCCAGAAGGAUCCCAACGAGCAGACGAGAAAGAGUCCCAGCCAGCCGAAGAAGGUCACGAGCUGCAAGUACAUCAAGGAGGAGAAGAUAGCCAUCCUGUCCGUGCUGCUGGAGGUUGGCAUGGAGCUUUGGGAAAUGGAGAAAUCGAUCAACAAGCCGUGGCGCAUGUUGUUCUGGGAACAGAGGGUGGCGCUUCCCGUCAGAGAGAAGCUCAAGAGCAACGCUCGGUACGCGGAAAUGGGGCACGACGUCGACCUGAGGUUUAGCGGCUCUUUUGGGGUGGAGAAUCUGAGAAAGUGGGUCCGCUCGCAGAGGACCCAGGAGCUGGAGCGCGUGGAGGGAGAGCGGCAGCGGAUGCCGGGGUCGCCCCCGGGAAGGCCUUUGUCGGAGGUCCAGCAACUCAGGGCGCGGGUGUUCGAAGAAAUUACUGCGGCUUCCCUCGAGAAGGACGGAGAGGGCGUCGGGGAGGUUCCCAGGGCGGUGGGGAGCGGUGACACUCAAGCGGUAGCGGCGGCGGCGGCAGCAGCAGCGGCUAGGUCGGGAACGUCAUCCGCCGGUGGUGGGGCCACGCAGGCGGGGCGGGACCCUUCUCCCGAGCCGUUCGGAGCUCUCUUCGCCCCUCCCGGCCAAAACGGUGGCAGCAGCGCGACGGUACAAGCGGCAGCGGCGGCGGCUGCAGCAGCUGCCUCCGCGGCAAAGGCCCCGGCGGCGAUCAGCGCCCCCGGUCUCUCAACCAGCGUUGUUGUUGCCGGUGGAGCCGGCGCGGCAGACGGAGCCCCUUCCACCUCGGCGGGCGGCGCGAACGGGAUCGACCUCGGCGGAGGAAGCGCGUUCUCCGCCGCCGGCGGCACGACCGCGGCGGCGGCGGGCGUGUCGAGGCCGAGAACGGCGUCGGAGACCACGCCAGAAGAUUUCCGACUCGGAUCGGGGGGCGCCGUGAGGGGUUACUCGACGGCUGUGGCAGCGGCGGCGGCGGCGGCGGCAUCGGCCACAACAACAGCGCCGCCAACAAAGAGGAAAAAGGUGGACCACACCGACCUGGUGAACAGGGUGAUGGCUCAGAUCAGCACCCUGAACUUGCCCUUAGCGGCUACAGCCCUACUCGUGCAGUCGCUACAGGCCAAGAUCGGAUCACCGAACUUCACCCGAGGCGGGGGUAGCGCCGCAGCAAUCGCGGCGGCGGGGGUUGAAGCUCUCGGAGGCAACGGAAACCUAGCGCAGGGGGAGCGGGGGGCACGCGGGGGGGCGUCGAGCCUGGAGGAGAGGCAGCUGCUGCUGGAGGAGCGGUUACAGGCUAGCCGGGAGGCGGAGUCGGCGCAGGCGUUGGCAGAGCGGCGGCUCAAGCUGAUGGAGGAGAUGCGCGCUGCGGGGAACGACCAAGUCGUGACCGACGAGGUCCUUCAGAACCAGCGGCGGGUAGUGUUGGGCUUGUAG